Messenger RNA from Polypterus senegalus (gray bichir), 1153 nucleotides. RefSeq lists its product as uncharacterized. The transcript is spliced from 2 exons. The coding region runs from base 191 to 1129 and encodes 312 amino acids. The record is from RefSeq and is a predicted model, not a curated record. Gene Ontology annotation, molecular function: nucleic acid binding. NCBI's taxonomy places the organism in Eukaryota, Metazoa, Chordata, Cladistia, Polypteriformes, Polypteridae.
UCAAGGACUGACGCAGGCUGAAAUAUCUUUAUGUCUUAGUUUAGAAAAUAACAACGUUAGUGUGCGUCAUUUAAGAAGACGGUUAGCAAGGCUUCAGUUGUAUAGGCGUCGCAAUCUAAGCCAGCCUGAUGCCAUUGUGCACCACAUCGCAGAGCAGUUAACGGGCCCUGGGCAACUCCACGGAUACCGUAUGAUGACAGAGAGAUGUCGAUUAGCUGGAUUAAGAGUCACUAGAGAUCUUGUAUAUGAAAUACAAUCAACUUUGGACCCAGAAGGCAUUCAGCUAAGGAGACGCAGGAGACUGCGAAGAAGGCAUUACCGUGUCCCGGGACCAAAUUACCUUUGGCACAUGGACAGCUAUGAUAAACUCACACCUUUUGGUAUCGCAGUAAACGGAUGCAUCGAUGGCUUCUCACGCCAUAUCAUCUGGAUGCAAGCGAACGUCACUAACAGUAAACCUGAAGUGGUUGCAGGUUACUUUAUUAGUGCUGUCAUUGAGUUGGGGGGCUGCCCAAAAAUAAUCAGAUCCGAUCUCGGUACUGAAAAUGUGCACGUUAACAGACUACAGCGUUUUCUACGUGAGGAUGAAAACGGUACACUUUCUGAACCUGCUAUUCUUCAAGGAAGAAGUACUGCAAAUCAGAGGAUUGAAUGGUGGUGGGGAUUCUAUCGGAGGCAAAAUGUGGACUACUGGAGAGAUUUGUUUCUAGAGUUUCAGUCUGUGGGAGACUUCAAUGGUGACGUGGUUGACAAAGGUCUCAUUCAGUUCUGCUUUCUUGACGUCAUUCAGAGGGAGUUAGAUACUGUGGUCAGAAUGUGGAACAACCAUCGGAUCAGGCCAGGUGGGAGUGGUCGUGAUUUAUUUCACGGCAGACCUUUUCUCAUGUACCAAGCACCAGAACUUUACCAAGCACAGGACUACCUCCAUCCAGUUGACUAUGACAAACUGGAUAUAAUUGUAGAAGAGGGUGUUUGUAUUUGGAAAACUGGUAUUCCCUGUGAUCCAGAUCUUCAUGAACUCUGUGUUUUGCUAAUGGAGGAACACCAUCUUGAAUCUAGUUAUACUGCUCUUGAGGCUGCUAGGCUAUACAGAGAACUUAGGCCUUUGGUAAGAGAAAUAUUGUCAUAACCAGAAUAGUCAGAACUCCCUGAU